This is a messenger RNA of Metarhizium album ARSEF 1941, 2352 nucleotides long. Its product is annotated as AP-3 adaptor complex subunit beta. Gene Ontology annotation, cellular component: membrane coat. The coding region runs from base 1 to 2352 and encodes 783 amino acids. The transcript has 3 exons. Gene Ontology annotation, biological process: vesicle-mediated transport; intracellular protein transport. Lineage: Eukaryota; Fungi; Ascomycota; Sordariomycetes; Hypocreales; Clavicipitaceae. The record is from RefSeq and is a predicted model, not a curated record.
AUGGAGUCCAUAUCGAGGAUGUCCAGCUUCCUAGGAACAGCAAGAGCGCUGACCCUCGACGUGGCUCAGGCUACGCGCAGUGUCAGCUCGAGCUCUCCCUCCCUCAGCCCAAGAGAAAUUGAGAAAAGCCUUGAAAGCGGAAGUGAUAAAGAUGUCCUGGGCGCAUUGCGGCAAGUUAUAUCGAUGAUGUACCGAAGCCACGAGACAUUGGGUUUCUUCAAAUCUGUCGCCAAACAGGUUGCGUCGCCGAAUGCCGAGAUCAAGAAGCUGUCCUACAUAUACCUCACCCAUCAUGCCGAGGAGGAAUCUGACCAGGCCCUAAUUUCGGUCAAUAUCAUGCUAAAGUCGUCACAAUCUGAUCCCAACCCGCAGAUGCGAGCGUUGGCACUCAAGACAGUGUCUGGAAUUCGCGCAGAGUCCAUCAAUCCAUACGUCCUGGUUGCCGUCAAGCAUGGAGUCGCAGAUAUGAGUCCUUAUGUGCGAAAAGCUGCAGCUCUAUCUAUCCCCAAACGCUAUCGCUUAGAUCCAAGUCAGUCGCCAGAACUGAUUGGCUAUCUCGCAACUCUUAUCGGCGACAAGCAGUACUACGUAGCUGGUGCAGCCGUGUCUGCUUUUUUGGAGGUCUGCCCAGACAGAAUCGACUUGAUUCACCCACACUACCGAGGUCUGGUGCGCAAGAUUGUCGACAUGGACGAAUGGAGCCAGCUGGCCAUGCUCAGACUCAUGACAUAUUAUGCAAGAAGAUGUUUUCCCAGAGUCGCGCAGUCCGCCGCAACGCCGCGACAUCAUGAUACAAAUGUCGAUGAUUUUUAUGGCGUCUCGCCACAUGAAGACAAGACACAGCAAGUUUCUCUCCAUAGCGACCUGCUGUUACUUCUCAACAGCAUCAAGCCACUUCUUCAAAGCCGAAACUCGGCUGUUGUUGUUUCGGUGACGCGAUGCUUCCUUGAAGUGGGCACUCCAGAAUACGUCAAGCUCGCCAUUGGGCCACUGAUUGCGCUUUUGCGGGGGGCUCAGGAUAUCCAGCAGCUUGCAUUGUACAACAUUGUUUCAGUUUGUCUCCAGACGCCAAAAGACUUUGUCAAAUAUGCCAGUCACUUCCUCGUUAGAGCUACGGAUCCUGCGCCGGUGAGAGAACUCAAGCUGGAAGUCUUGACGCUUAUUUUCCCGCACAGUCCGCUCCACGUCAAAAGUCUCGUCUUGAAAGAGCUGGAGCACUUUUCUCAAAGCUCGAACAAGGCUCUGGCGCUGGAGGCGGUGAGGGCGAUUGGGCGAUGUGCCCAAUCCGACGCCAAGACAGCUCCGAGAUGUCUCAAACUUCUUCUCAGCCAAACCACUAGUUUAGACGGAACUUCAAUAGCAGAGUCUUUGACAGUCAUUCGUCACUUGAUCCAGCAGGAUCCUGAGGGUCAUGUCGGAACUGCCGUUCGGCUGGCCAAGAAUCUUGACUCAGCGUCUGACCCGCAGGCCAGGGCGACCAUUAUCUGGCUGGUGGGUGAGUUUUCUGGUGUGAAUGGCGAAGACAAUAUUGCGCCAGAUGUUCUCCGCAUUCUCUUGAAAGAUUUCGUGAGUGAACCCGAAGCUGCCAAGCGACAGAUUCUACUUCUCGGAGCGAAAGUUUACCUCCAUCAUCUAAAUAGAACGGCCGAGACGGAGAAGGCCAAGGGAGCAGUAGGGGAUGCCCCGCGAGAGCCAGACACCCACCCUAUCGUCCGUCUUUGGGACUACUUGCUCCUACUUGUAAGAUAUGACACCUCUUAUGAAUUGCGAGAUCGGGCUCGAAUGUACAAGUCGCUUCUUGAGGUCCCUCAGCUGGCCACGUUGAUCGUUUUAGCGCCAAAACCAGCACCGGAAGCCCCCAGUCCCUCGGAGUCCAGAAAGGGCUUCGUGUUGGGCUCCUCGACGCUGGCUUUGGCUGGAGGUGGCUGCAUUCAUGGCCUAAGGGGCUAUGAAGCCCUUCCUGACUGGGUCGAGCUGGGUAAGGAACCUGAUUCCCGUCUCAGAGACCAAGCCGACGGUGGCACGUCUUCUCGACAUGGUGAAAAAAGUGCGGUGCCGGCUGGUCAAAUGUUGGACCAAGCCGUGAACUUGAGGCCACUGCCGAAUAAGUCAAAUGGGUUGGGAGAGGGUGUAGGGGCCAAGACCUUGGAUGAUUGGCUUGCAGAGGAUAUUGAGGAGGAGAGUGAAGAAACCGAGGAGGAAACGGAAGAGGAGGAUGAAGAAGAAGAAGAAGAGGAGGAGGAGGAGGAAGAAGAAGAAGGAGAGGAGGAGGAGGAGGGGGAGGAGGAGGUAGAAGAAGAAGAGGACCAGAGUGAUGAAGAUGGCGAGCGUAGCCGUCUUGUCAAGGGAUGA